UUGAUUCGGCGGUUAAUCGAUUGCGUCACAUUCGUCACUUUAAGUCAUUUUCAGGUUUUGUUAUCGUUUUUAUUUUGGUUGCAUUGCAAUAUAAAAACAUGAUUAGACAAACCGACCUUCAUGAUAUCGUGGCAACCAAUGACGGACCCCCAUUGCAGAGAUAUCGCAAAAGAUCUCUAAGUGAGUUAAUCAAUUCCAAGGUGCCAGAACAAAUUGAAGACAAUAAAAUGCCCGUGGACCUGUUGCGACGAGCCAGCGAGACUGCAACGAUUAGCAUUCUAGAUUUAGAGUCGGAAAAUGAGCGCCUAUUGGGUGAAAAGCUGGCAAUGCAAGAGGAUAAAGGUCAAAAGCGUCCGCAGCCUCCGCCGCGAGCAAACAUGUUCAGCAAGGGACAACAGAGCACUGGAAACGGCAAGCGAAACCAGCAACAACAUCAACAGCAACUGCAACAGCAACAACAAUUGCAGGCGAACAAUAGAGUCGCAGUGUCGCAGAGUAACAACAUGACGGAGAAUGGCAACUCUGCUGCUGGUGGUAAUCCUGCACUGCCAGCACAUACUAAAUUAGACAUACAAAAAUUCUCCGAGGAGCACAAUAAUGUUGCCGCGUCUGAUGUUGCUGCUGUUGUUGUCGCUGGCAAUGUGGACGAGACGGCACAAAAUGCAGCAACAAUCAUUUUAGCGCCGACAUCAUUAAAUUUAACAAAUACAACACCAAAUGCUCCCCCCGGCGGCAACAACAGCAACAACAAUGGCAACAAUAGCAACAGGACUAACACAGACAGUGGCAACAAUGGCACGGGUUACCCAGCACACGGCGAGCACUACAAAGGACCUAAAUGGUGGCGUCACUUGGUUCUGCACUGGUCGCUUGUGUCGGAGCAUGUUGCCCUGCUGGUGAUAUUUCUGGGUCUCUGGGCUCUGGGUCUGGCAUUGUUGCCGGAAUAUGCGACACCCUCGACUACCAUCAUGCGUAUUAUACUGCUUUUUGUGGGUGCACAAAUAUCGGGUAUACUGGUGACCUUCAUCCAUUUGCCGGACAUGUUGGGCAUGCUCUUCUUUGGAGUGCUCUACACCAACGUGGGCUUGGCAAAUUUCGAGGGCUACCAACGCUUUGAGGUCUUUUUGAGAGAAAUGGCUUUAAUCAAUAUCAUGCUGUUAGCUGGCUUGGGUCUGGAUGGCAGCGCUUUUAGGCGGUUGUGGCUUAUGAUUCUGCGACUGACACUGGUGCCGACCAUAGUCGAAGUGGCCGUAAUAGCCGUGCUGGCUUAUUUCACCUUAUCCAUGCCCUGGCUAUGGGGCAUCGCUUUGGGCCUGGUCAUCACAGCCGUCUCACCCAAUGUCGUUGUCACAGUCAUGCUGAAGCUGAAGGAGGAUCGACUGGGAUUAAACAGUGGCAUCCAUACGCUCAUCUACGCAAUGACCACAUGCAACGACGUCGUGGCCAUCUUCAUGUUUGGCGUCGUAAUCAGCAUUAUAUUCUCCACAAGCACGCUGACACAAAAAGUGCUGCAAGGUCCCAUUGGCAUUGGUAUUGGACUUGUUUUUGGCUAUCUAUACGGCAUGAUGCUGCACUAUUUGCCAUCUCGUAAUGCGGUUUAUGCUAAUGGAUUGCGCUUUGUUCUGACCAUCUUGGGUGGCACCAUUGCUGUGAUGGGCAGUCGCGUUAUUGGCUUCACUUCCGCUGGCGCUUUGGGCUGUGUGAUGAUGGCUUUCAUUGCAGGCAUUGGCUGGAAGCGGCAGGAACAGAAGAUGACGCCACAGCAACUGCAGGCUUAUCAAUUGGCCAGUGUUCCAAAACGUCUCGAUCUGUUGUGGAAAUUCCUGAAGCCCGUCUCGUUUGCACUCAUUGGCAAGGAAAUCAAUUUCAAUGUGCUCGACGGUCGCGUCCUGGGCUAUGGAGCACUGCUGGUGUUGCUCGGAAGUUUGUUCCGCUUGGCUUUUGCAUAUUUAUCCACAUAUGGCGGAAAUCUGUCGAGAAAGGAACGUGCCUACAUUACAAUUUCCGGUUUUCCCAAGGCAACGGUCCAAGCUGCCCUGGGACCCGUCGCAUUGGAUUUGGCACGUUCUGCCAACGUCGCGAGUGAUUUGACAUUGGCCAGCAACGUGCUCAUCAUUUCGGUUCUGGCCAUUAUUUUCACAGCGCCAUUGGGUGCCAUUUUGAUGCUACGUCUUGCACCAUUUUGGCUUAAACGUGGCGACACCGUAGACAUGGCCCAAACGCCAGUGACACCACAGCGAAAUCAACUCAAUAAUGUCGGCGAACUGACUACAGUGAACACUCAAAAGAGUUCAUAACACUAGGACGAUUCUAUGGUUAAUUCUAAGCUAAUUUCAAGGACAUUCGGUGGGGGGUAGCAUUUUAUUAUUAUGAACUAAUUAAUUAUUGUUUUAAUCCUACUGUAUUUCGUAGUGCAUUAACUAAUAUUAACUGUACUUAACUAAGUACUUAAAUUUCAUUUAUAACGAAAAGUGUCAGAUUAAUCAUAGGAAAAUAAUUAAAAUCAAUUUGACAAUUGAUGUUAACAAUUGUUACUUGUCUUCAAAAUAGAUAAGAGGAAAAACAAAUAUUCCAGCUAAAAUCUGCUGCUCGUAA
This is a messenger RNA of Drosophila innubila, 2595 nucleotides long. RefSeq names its product sodium/hydrogen exchanger 9B2 (gene Nha2). Gene Ontology annotation, molecular function: antiporter activity. The transcript has 11 exons. Gene Ontology annotation, biological process: proton transmembrane transport. Lineage: Eukaryota; Metazoa; Arthropoda; Insecta; Diptera; Drosophilidae. Gene Ontology annotation, cellular component: membrane. The record is from RefSeq and is a predicted model, not a curated record. The coding region runs from base 99 to 2297 and encodes 732 amino acids.